Knipowitschia caucasica is the source of this 1173-nucleotide messenger RNA. The record is from the annotation of a GenBank genome assembly. Lineage: Eukaryota; Metazoa; Chordata; Actinopteri; Gobiiformes; Gobiidae.
AUGCGUGUAGAUGCACGUGAAGCAGAAAGGGCAGCGGAGGAGAUUGUUCAUGGAAACUCAAAGGUCAUCUCUCCGGCCUUUAAACUGGAGCUGGACCAACAGGAGUCAAUCAGAGAUAACACAGGGGCCAAAAGGAGCCAAUCCGAGAUAAUACGGGCCCUGAGGAGAGGCUCCAGCAGAGGGGCCUCGGCUGAGCUUUCCGUGUCCUGUGGAAAUUCCUCUCUCCUCAGUCCUCUCUCCUCUGUCCUCUCUCCUCUGUCCCCUCUCCUCAGUCCUCUCUCCUCAGUCCUCUCUCCUCAGUCCUCUCUCCUCAGUCCUCUCUCCUCUCUCCUCUGUCCUCAGUCCUCUGUCCUCUGUCCUCAGUCCUCUCUCCUCUCUCCUCUGUCCUCUCUCCUCUUCCUCUCUCCUCUAUCCACUCUCUUCCGUCCUCGGUCCUCUCUCCACUGUCCUCAGUCCUCUCUCCUCUGUCCUCUCUCCUCAGUCCUCUCUCCUCUGUCCUCUCUCCUCUGUCCUCUCUCCUCAGUCCUCUCUCCUCAGUCCUCUCUCCUCAGUCCUCUCUCCUCUGUCCUCUCUCCUCAGUCCUCUCUCCUCUGUCCUCUCUCCUCUGUCCUCUCUCCUCUCUCCUCGGUCCUCUCUCCUCUGUCCUCUCUCCUCUGUCCUCUCUCCUCUGUCCUCUCUCCUCAGUCCUCUCUCCUCAGUCCUCUCUCCUCAGUCCUCUCUCCUCUGUCCUCUCUCCUCUCUCCUCGGUCCUCUCUCCUCUGUCCUCUCUCCUCUGUCCUCUCUCCUCUCUCCUCUCUCCUCUCUCCUCUGUCCUCUCUCCUCAGUCCUCUCUCCUCUAUCCACUCUCUUCCGUCCUCGGUCCUCUCUCCACUGUCCUCAGUCCUCUCUCCUCAAUCCUCUCUCCUCGGUCCUCUCUCCUCAGUCCUCUCUCCUCUGUCCUCUCCUCUGUCCUCUCUCCUCUGUCCUCUCUCCUCAGUCCUCUCUCCUCAGUCCUCUGUCCUCUCCUCAGUCCUCUCUCCUCUGUCCUCUCUCCUCAGUCCUCUGUCCUCUCCUCAGUCCUCUCUCCUCUGUCCACUCUCCUCUGUCCACUCUCCUCAGUCCUUUCUCCUCAGUCCUCUCUCCUCAGUCCACUCUCCUCCGUCCUCUCUCCUCAGUCAUGUCAUCUUCCUUUAG